Messenger RNA from Geodia barretti, 480 nucleotides. The record is from the annotation of a GenBank genome assembly. NCBI's taxonomy places the organism in Eukaryota, Metazoa, Porifera, Demospongiae, Tetractinellida, Geodiidae.
AUGAUUAUCCUGACUGCUGAAACCCUGGAUCCGGUGGCCGUAACCGACUCCGUGCGCAAGGACGGCAACGGCGCCGUCGUCACCUUCCUGGGUACCACCCGGGACAACUUCGGCGGCAAGACCGUCACUCGGCUGGAGUACGAAGCCUACGACGUGAUGGCGAUCAAAAAGCUUGAGGAAGUUCGGGAAAGCCUCUGCGCUGACUACGGCAUUGAGGAUAUCGCCAUCGCGCACCGCACCGGACGAGUGGAUGUGGGCCAGAUCAGCCUGGUGGUGGCCGUUGCGUCGCCGCACCGGAUCAAGGCUUUCGAGGCCUGCCAUGAGGCGGUGAACCGGAUCAAGACCAUCGUACCCAUCUGGAAAAAAGAAUGGUUCGCCGACGGUUCCCGUUGGGUGGCGUGCGAAGACCACGAGUUUGCGGACGAGGCCGAACACCGCCACGCCCAUGCGGAGCGGCACGCCACGGCAGUCGGCGAUUAG